GUAGAGUUGAACUGUUCAAAAUAUACGAGAUUACAAAUAAUAAUUUUAUUUUCGUAAAAUUAGUUUUUUUUUCCAACAUUUUAUAUUUCUGUUAGUUUAGCUGGAAAAAUGUCGGAAAAUAAUUACAAUUUUAACAGUAACGGAGUUGAUGGUGUCGAUUACAACAGCAUAGACUCUCAAGACAUAACGAUGUCUUCACCCACACAAAGCAAUCCCAUGGCAAUUCCUCAAACGAAUUCCAAUUUCAACUCAGCCACCAACAGUGCUGGAAUUAUUUCGAAUGCUUCAAAGACAGCCAAUCACAUUGAAAGCCAACCGAUUCUCUCGAAACCUCGCCUACUUGAGUUGGUUCGAGAAGUUGAUGCUACUGCACAACUAGACGAAGAUGUGGAAGAGUUGCUUUUACAAAUCGCAGAUGAUUUCGUCGAAGAUGCUGUUAAGUCUACGUGCGCCUAUGCGAAACAUAGAAAAGCGUCCAAGGUGGAAGUUCGGGAUGUUCAAUUGCACUUGGAACGCAAAUGGAACAUGUGGAUUCCUGGCUUUGGCACCGACGAACUAAGACCAUAUAAGAGGGCUGCAGUAAGUGAGGCACAUAAACAGCGAUUAGCAUUGAUAAGGAAGACUAUUAAAAAAUACUAAACAUUUUGUACGACACACUUUUAUAUAGGAAUUAAUUGAAAAUAUAGAUGAAAUUUUAUAAA
Messenger RNA from Eupeodes corollae, 701 nucleotides. Its product is annotated as transcription initiation factor TFIID subunit 12-like. NCBI's taxonomy places the organism in Eukaryota, Metazoa, Arthropoda, Insecta, Diptera, Syrphidae. The transcript has 3 exons. Gene Ontology annotation, cellular component: SAGA complex; SLIK (SAGA-like) complex; transcription factor TFIID complex. Gene Ontology annotation, biological process: DNA-templated transcription initiation; RNA polymerase II preinitiation complex assembly. The record is from RefSeq and is a predicted model, not a curated record. Gene Ontology annotation, molecular function: protein heterodimerization activity; TBP-class protein binding; DNA binding. The coding region runs from base 109 to 639 and encodes 176 amino acids.